Laccaria bicolor S238N-H82 is the source of this 1269-nucleotide messenger RNA. RefSeq names its product inositol polyphosphate phosphatase. Gene Ontology annotation, biological process: phosphatidylinositol dephosphorylation. NCBI's taxonomy places the organism in Eukaryota, Fungi, Basidiomycota, Agaricomycetes, Agaricales, Hydnangiaceae. The transcript has 5 exons. Gene Ontology annotation, molecular function: phosphatidylinositol-4,5-bisphosphate 5-phosphatase activity. The record is from RefSeq and is a predicted model, not a curated record. The coding region runs from base 1 to 1269 and encodes 422 amino acids.
AUGUCCCUUCCUGACCGUCUCUUGGUGCAGAUUGCAUCCUACAACACAAAUCUUCAGGGCGUGCUUGGCCUUCCUCAGGAUUUGGUCGACUGGCUUGCUCCCACAUUACAGGUUUCCAACUUCCUCUUCCAUCAACAACGAGCACCAGACAUCAUUGCUGUCGGUUUCCAGGAACUUCUCCCUUUGCAUCUUGGACUUUCCGGGCUCUCCAAGGCAGUUCUCAGCAGCAGAAAUGCGCUUAUAUUGUCGCAGAUAGAGGAACAUGCGCCAAACAAGGAGUCUUACACACUUAUUGCGAAAGUAGUCAACGUUGGCGUUGCGCUAUUGGUUUAUGGACGCGAUGCUGGUAUUGCCAGAAAAGUGUGCGACGUUCAGACUCAAUGGACGGGAUGUGGUCUUGCGUACAUGGGCAAUAAAGGCGCCGUUGGCGUGCGGUUUCGCGUUUUGAACGCCGAGGGUGAUCCAGGCGAAACGUAUACAUUCGUCAACUGUCAUCUCGCAGCCUUUGAUCAUAGGGUUGAACAGAGAAACGCAGACUUCAGACACAUCGUCUCUACACUUCUCUUUCCUCCGGUUACUGACUCUAGUUCACCCAGUACAAUCUACGAGACCUCUCAUCUGUUCCUCCUCGGUGAUCUGAACUACCGGCUGGAUAUCCCACCUUCCCACCCGCUGUUCGAGAUACGAAAUCUCCCAGGAUUUUCUGGCGCCAUCGACUCUGAGGCCACCAGAAAAGAGCUAGGAAUGUUCGACCAACUUACGACAGAGAAACAAAAAGGACACGUUUUCAUGGGCUUACAUGAAGGAGAUUUCUGGAAAUUUAAAUGUAGUUACAAAUACCAGCUUGGCGAAACUGACAAGUAUAGCACAAAACGAACGCCGUCAUGGACGGACCGAAUCCUGUACGCUACGUAUAGCGAUUCGCCCGAUACUCCUGGUGAAUGCGGAAUAGCCAAUCUGUUGUAUACCAGCAUCCCUUCUUACACGACAUCUGAUCACAAACCCAUUAUUUGUCUAUUACUUUUACCCCCUUCAACACCAAACUCGUCAUCCUCCAUACCCCUCAUCCGUCUUCCAGCCACAUACGUACCCCUCCCUGAUCGAAGAGCGGCACUGAAACGUUAUGUGGGGCGAAUACUCGACCGCAUCGUCGGAGUAAUUUGGUGGCUGUUGACUUUACUUGGAGCCGGAUCGGGAAUUAUCGGUAGCUUCAAUUUUUUCUUGGGCUUGGGUGCUUGGAAAUGGUGGAAAGCAAGUUCCCUUGUGUAG